GUUAGUUCAAAGAUUUUCGUUACGGGAAAAAUCCGCUAGAGCGAGUUCUGUUGGCCUACUUGAACGACUCGCGUUACAACUGAAUGUUUCGAAUACUCUUCUUGGAGAUUGUGCACAGUUCUUAUACGAGAAGAAAUCUGGUUUGACAUGAGCAGUUUAAGUCUUCUGACAACAAUUUGUUUAUUAACAUUGCCAGAUUCCACCUUUGCUGAUAUUUCAUUAUGUCCUCUAGAUAUAUACCCUCAAAGAAUGCCAGACAGGGGAGAAGACAAAGAAGAACUGGCGACUGGUCUUACUAUACGUGAUAUUCUACCAACCGAUCCAAGCAAAUAUGACAAAAUGAGACCUCCCAAACGAGAUGGCAAUCCCACGAUUGUCCAUUUUCAUGUGACUGUUAUGGGACUGGACAGUAUCGAUGAAAAUUCUAUGACAUACGCUGCCGAUAUAUUCUUUGCGCAAACCUGGAAAGACCAUCGUCUUAGACUUCCGGAAAACAUGACCACUGAGUACAGGUUGCUGGAAGUUGAAUGGUUGAAGAAAAUGUGGAGACCGGAUUCCUUCUUUAAGAAUGCCAAAUCUGUUACGUUUCAAACAAUGACAAUCCCCAAUCAUUACAUGUGGUUGUAUAAAGACAAAACUAUACUAUAUAUGGUAAAGCUAACAUUGCGACUCUCUUGUGCUAUGAACUUUAUGAUAUAUCCACAUGACACUCAGGAAUGUAAAUUACAAAUGGAAAGUUUAUCACAUACGACAGAUGAUAUGAUCUUCGAAUGGGAUCCAGACGUUCCCUUAGUAGUCGACGAAAAUAUCGAGCUUCCCCAAUUGGCUCUGGUCAAAAAUAAUACCGCAGACUGUACUCAAGUAUAUUCAACAGGUAAUUUUACCUGUCUUGAAGUGGUUUUUCUACUAAAACGAAGACUCGGUUAUUAUCUUUUUCAUACUUAUAUACCAACGUGUCUCAUAGUGAUAAUGUCGUGGGUAUCGUUUUGGAUUAAGCCUGAGGCGGCACCAGCUCGAGUUACCUUAGGAGUCACUUCCUUAUUGACACUCUCGACGCAACAUGCCAAAAGCCAAGCUGCGCUUCCACCUGUAUCAUACCUCAAAGCUGUAGACGGUUUCAUGUCCAUUUGUACCAUAUUUGUUUUCAUGGCUUUAAUGGAAUAUUGUUUAGUGAAUAUCGUUCUGGGUGAUUCAGACGCUCCGAAGAAACCAGAAAAACCGAAAAAAGCCACUAGCGCUGAUAAAAUAGCGAAAGACAACACAACCCUUACUGCACCAAAAGCUCAAACCAGCCCAGCGGCGAAACAACGAAAUAGAGCUAUCAACAUUGAUAAGUUUUCUAGAGUAUUCUUUCCUCUGUUAUUUACCAUAUUAAAUUGUACAUAUUGGAUAUUGUUCGCUGAGUAUAUAUAACAUGAUUUUCUUUUUUGUAAAUUUACCAAUAUUUUGUUUAUGUAAAUAUUUAUUACUAUCGGAAAACGAUCUACAUAUUAGUGAGUGUAAAUAAAAAUAGAAUCUAAUUUUCUUUUUUGAUGGCCCCAAUACAGUUCCAACUGUACGUUUCGAUUGAAUUGCUAAGCAUAUUACCAGGUCAAAACUACUAGUGCUUGUAAAUUAGGGAAAUCCAUUAUGUAACGAUUUUAGAUGCUAAAAAUAUAAUAAAUUCAAUCUG
This is a messenger RNA of Diabrotica virgifera virgifera (western corn rootworm), 1672 nucleotides long. RefSeq names its product glycine receptor subunit alpha-2 (gene ort). Gene Ontology annotation, molecular function: transmembrane signaling receptor activity; chloride channel activity; extracellular ligand-gated monoatomic ion channel activity. The transcript has 10 exons. The record is from RefSeq and is a predicted model, not a curated record. The coding region runs from base 148 to 1413 and encodes 421 amino acids. Lineage: Eukaryota; Metazoa; Arthropoda; Insecta; Coleoptera; Chrysomelidae. Gene Ontology annotation, biological process: chloride transmembrane transport; signal transduction; nervous system process. Gene Ontology annotation, cellular component: membrane; neuron projection; synapse.